AUGAAUCUCACAGACACAGUUUGCUGCGCCUUCGAGUCUCCCAUCCUGGACCAGGUUUUGCCUCCGAUUCUGAUCCUGGAGUUCAUGUUUGGCCUGAUGGGGAACUUUGUGGCGCUGUGGAUGUUCAUCUUCCACAUGGAUGAGUGGAAGCCCAACGCCGUGUACCUCACCCACCUGGCCGUGGCCGACUCCAUCGUGCUGUUCUGCCUCCCUUUCAGAGCCGACUACUACAGACGUGGCAAACACUGGCUCCACGGUGACGUCCCGUGUCGCAUCCUGCUCUUUCUGCUCGCGGCCAACCGGGCAGCAGGGAUCUUCUUCCUCACAGCUGUAGCUGUAGACCGCUACUUCAAGAUCGUCCACCCGAUGAACCGCAUCAAUCGGAUGGGCCUUGGCUAUGCCCUCUGGGUCUCGCUCGGCCUCUGGUUUCUGAUAUUUCUCGCCACUGGGUACCUCCUCGCUGAUGAGCAUUUCUUCUUCAACAGCAACCGGACGCAGUGUGAGAGUUUCAACAUCUGCAUGGGCUUCAGCCCCCUCUCCACCUGGCACAACACUUUCUAUGUCGUCCAGUUUUUCCUGCCCACUGCGAUCGUGGCCUUUUGCACCAUCAGGAUCACGUGGCAGCUGAGGACCAGGACCGUGGACAAGAAGGGGAAAAUCAAGCGGGCGGUGCAGUUCGUCUUGGCCGUGGCUUUGAUCUUCAUCACCUGUUUCUUCCCCAGCACGAUAUCGCGCAUCGCAGUGUGGAUCCUCAAGGUGUGGUACGACGAGUGCAGGUACUUCAAAGAGGCCAACCUGGCCUUCUACACGUCGGUGUGCUUCACCUACUUCAACAGCGUCCUCAACCCUGUGGUCUAUUAUUUCUCAAGUCCUGCCUUCAGUGGCUCCUUCAAGAAGGUCCUGAACAAAGUGCUGAGGAGGAGCGACGACAAAGAUCCAGCAGAACUAUCUGAAAAUAACAUUUCCACCGUUGAUGGUAGAAGGAUAUGA
Stegastes partitus (bicolor damselfish) is the source of this 990-nucleotide messenger RNA. RefSeq names its product hydroxycarboxylic acid receptor 3-like. Lineage: Eukaryota; Metazoa; Chordata; Actinopteri; Pomacentridae. Gene Ontology annotation, biological process: G protein-coupled receptor signaling pathway. Gene Ontology annotation, cellular component: membrane. Gene Ontology annotation, molecular function: G protein-coupled receptor activity. The record is from RefSeq and is a predicted model, not a curated record. The transcript has a single exon. The coding region runs from base 1 to 990 and encodes 329 amino acids.